CUGUUGUGUUGCAGAAUUCGAUGUUAUCGUAAGCCCGAAACGGACGAAGGGAUUUAAGUGGACAGUGAAUAUCGAGCAUGCAACCCUCGAAGGGCUCAAAAAUUCCAUACGUGCAGUAUACCAAAUGCCAGCACUUGAAAAUGAUGGAACGGUGUUCAACAUGGUAUGCGACAGCGGAAAAUACUCACCCCGAAAUGACCAAGAAUUUUGCGAAAUGCUCCACCUCCUUGUCUCAAAAAACAGUUUCAAGUUUACCGUAUUUAUAGAGACCCCCUCCAAGGCUUUCAACAACUGGACAUUCCCCAAAGUUUGCCAACUCUACAAUCUUAGUGAAAAUCCGAAUCCAGAUGUAUCCGUAUUUCCAACCUUUUUUUGUGGUUGCUCUGAUACGAAAAACGAAAAGUUCCAAACCGCCCUGGAUAAAUUAAUGUUAGAAUUAAAAACCUGUCUUGCCACAACACCCAUCAACCUCUCAUAUGAAGCAACAAAAACAAUAUAUACCUACUCGUACCUUGCAUCUGCCGUCUCGCUCUUCGAAACGUUGAUAAGGAUCCGGCCUGAAAAACUCAUUGAAGGUAAAACCGAUUAUGCGAUGGAAUCAUGUGCAACGGGACUGAUUAUCGGCGUUGUAGAAGUCCAGAGGGAGGAUUUUUUGCAAGGCAUUGCGCAGGCAACCGUACAAAUGGAAUCAUCAUUGGCGAGUUGCAAGCGGAAGGUUGAUGAAUUGGAGACUGAACAAGUUGUUGGUUCCGUUUUCGUAAUUGUGACUGAUGCAAAAGAAUUCUACUUCCUUGAAUGUACACUGGACGAUCAAGAAAAACCAUUAUUCAAGCUCUCAAAACCGGCCGUUGUUGUAUACGAGGAUGAGGAUAUGAAAGUCAAGGUAGAGAAAGUUCUUUCUCAUAUCGUAUGGCUACUAGAAGAGGUUCAAAAAGCGGAUGAAUUGGAAGGUGGAAAUAAAAGAGUUAAGGUAGAUUAG
Ambispora gerdemannii is the source of this 979-nucleotide messenger RNA. The record is from the annotation of a GenBank genome assembly. NCBI's taxonomy places the organism in Eukaryota, Fungi, Glomeromycota, Glomeromycetes, Archaeosporales, Ambisporaceae.